AUGCCUGCCAUUCUCGAGAACUCGGUUGCGACAGAGGUGCCUGGCCCUCUGUCCAAGGCUGCUUCUAAGCAGCUCGAUGCUUUCUUCGAUGCUCGCGCUAUUCAUUUUGUAGUGGAUUAUGAAAAGAGUUCAGGGAACUACAUCGUGGAUGUGGAUGGCAAUCGCUACCUGGACGUGUAUGCGCAGAUCGCAUCCAUCCCCGUGGGAUACAACAAUGCGGCUCUCGUGGCCGCAGCCAAGUCGCCCGAGAUGAUCUCUGCGUUGGUCAACCGUCCGGCCAUUGGCAAUUUCCCCUCUAGCAACUGGGCGGAGCUGCUGAAGCAGGGUCUCUUCAGGGCGGCGCCUGCGGGACUUGACAACAUAUUCACAGCACAGUCGGGGUCCGAGGCCAACGAACUCGCCUACAAGGCGUGUUUCAUGCUAUACCGCCGCAAAGAGCGCGGCGAGGGCGUUGAAUGGACAGCAGAGGAGACCAGCUCGUGCCUCAACAAUGCGAAGCCUGGAUCGCCCGAUCUCGCCAUCAUGAGCUUUGCCAACUCCUUCCACGGUCGGGGCUUCGGCAGCCUUUCCACCACACGCUCCAAGGCGGUGCACAAGCUCGACGUGCCGUCGUUCAACUGGCCGCAGGCGCCCUUCCCGGUGCGCAAGUACCCGCUUGAGGCUCACGUCGAGGAGAAUGCGGCCGAGGAGCAGAGGUGCCUACGUGAGGUCGAGAGGCUCAUCACGUCAUGGCACUGCCCCGUGGCUGGCUUGAUCACGGAGCCGAUCCAGAGCGAGGGUGGCGACAACCACGCUUCGCCCGCCUUCUUCCAAGGGCUCCGCGACAUCACCAAGAAGCACGGCGUCGUCAUGAUUGUGGACGAGGUACAAACUGGUUUCGGCGCGACGGGCAGGUUCUGGGGCCAUGAGCACUGGAACUUGACUUCGCCGCCGGAUAUUGUGACCUUCUCCAAGAAGGCCCAGACGGCCGGGUACUUCUUCGGCGACCGCAUGUUGGUGCCGGACAAGGCCUACCGUCAGUUCAACACGUGGAUGGGUGACCCGGCCCGUGUCAUCAUGUGCAAGGCUGUCAUCGAGGAGAUUCUCGACAACAAGCUGGUCGAGCAAUGCGCACGCGUGGGCGACCUUCUCUACGCCGAGAUCAGUAAACUCGCAGAGAGAUAUCCUGAGCAGGUCCAGAAUCUUCGAGGCAAGGGACAAGGCACGUUUAUCGCAUUUGACACACCUCAACCUGCGGAGCUGGUGCGUGCGAUGAAGCAGAUUGGUGUCAACAUUGGUACCUGCGGUGUGAGGACGGUCAGGUUGCGACCGAUGCUGGUGUUCGAGGAGGCGCACGUGUCGACGCUGAUCUCGGCAUUCGACAUGGUGUUGAGCACGUUGUAG
Molecule: messenger RNA, 1383 nt
Organism: Verticillium nonalfalfae
Lineage: Eukaryota; Fungi; Ascomycota; Sordariomycetes; Glomerellales; Plectosphaerellaceae
Product: 4-aminobutyrate transaminase
Exons: 4
Coding region: 1-1383 (460 amino acids)
Biological process (GO): GABA catabolic process
Cellular component (GO): mitochondrion
Molecular function (GO): pyridoxal phosphate binding
Source: RefSeq, a predicted model, not a curated record